Pseudonaja textilis is the source of this 478-nucleotide messenger RNA. Its product is annotated as fatty acid-binding protein, liver. Lineage: Eukaryota; Metazoa; Chordata; Lepidosauria; Squamata; Elapidae. The record is from RefSeq and is a predicted model, not a curated record. Gene Ontology annotation, molecular function: lipid binding.
CAGGAGAUGCCCCACUGGUCUCUCCCAAUAGGAAGCAUCCAGCAGUGUUGCCAAUAUGGCGUUUGAUGGUACCUGGCAAGUCUACACCCAAGAGAAGUAUGAAGACUUCCUGAAAGCAAUUGCUCUAUCAGAUGAUAUCAUUAAAAUCGCCAAAAACAUCAAGCCCAUAACUGAAAUCCAUCAGACUGGGAAUACUUUUGUGAUCACAUCGAAAACCCCCAACAAAUCUGUUACGAACACAUUCACGUUGGGAAAAGAAGCAGAAAUGACCACCAUGGAUGGGAAAAAAGUCAAGUGCACAGUAAAUCUUGAGGAUGGAAAAUUAAUAGCCAAGUCAGACAAAUUCAUCCACGAGCAAGAAAUUGUAGGCAAUGAAAUGGUGGAGACUAUUUCCUGCGGCUCAGCCACAUUCACCCGAAGGAGCAAGAAGAUUUAAACAAAAAGGGAGAUAACUUUAUUAUUUUUUGUAGGUGCUUUU